Messenger RNA from Trachymyrmex cornetzi, 1760 nucleotides. Its product is annotated as protein FAM49B. The record is from RefSeq and is a predicted model, not a curated record. Bases 771 to 1760 code for a protein of 329 amino acids. Gene Ontology annotation, molecular function: small GTPase binding. The transcript has 7 exons. NCBI's taxonomy places the organism in Eukaryota, Metazoa, Arthropoda, Insecta, Hymenoptera, Formicidae. Gene Ontology annotation, biological process: regulation of actin filament polymerization.
UCGUGAGAGUCGUGCCGUGUCGUGUGUCGUGCUGCAAAUUAUAAAUAAAAAAAAAACACAGUCGGCCACCGCGGUAUUUUCAAAAAAUCGAUCGCCGCACUUGGACCGAAUUCGUGGUUCUUUACCGCUAGUUCAAAAUUUCAACGUAGAGCUUACGACACACCUUUCGGUUUCUCGUUUUUUUUUUUAAAUAUUAGAUAAAUUACAGACGUUUUGAUCUUGAAAUUGAAAAGAUAUCGUUCAAAGUUUUCCUCUCUGAUAACAAAUUUAUCGCGAAAGCGUGAUAAAUCAUCACGGACGUAUUUUAAAGCUUUUCUUCGCGAGAGAGAAGCGCGCAGUCGAGCGGUGGAUCGGUUUGAUCGAUGGGACUGACGAUUUUAAACACGCUCGCGUACGUUUGAGUAAACAUUUAGAGACAAGGUUGACCGUUGGCAGACACAAGGGAACCAUUAUUGCGAUAGUCCACGGGCACGCUGUGUGUGGUCUGUGCGCGUGAUAAAACUUUAUCUGCUGCGACACGAAACUUUUUCGCGGCUACGAAGCGAGGAUCGUCCUUUUCGGGAAGUCUUGGUGGUUUCCUGUCCGGCCAAGGAUACCGGAAGUGCACAUAAGCAACGAAGAAGAAUGAUGCGUUUGGCUGCUCGUGUACGGGUCUAAUCGUGUCUCAUUUAAUAACUCAAUUGUAACAAUGCUACGGUUCGUCUCGCUUCGUCUGAAGAUGCCUUUCACGUUGUAAAGUGACUCUCAUCGAAAGAAGCUAUACACUUACGAUGGGCAAGCUUUUGAGUCUUUUGGCUCGAGAUGAGUCUACCUGUUGCACCCCUCAGAAGUAUGAUGUCUUCUUGGAUUUCGAAAAUGCACAACCGUCGGACAUCGAACGUGAAACAUUCGAGGCGGUGCAAAGAGUGCUGAAAAAUUCAGAGUCCAUUUUAGAGGAGAUACAGUGUUACAAAGGAGCUGGGAAAGAAAUCAGAGAGGCGAUCUCGGCACCCACAGAGGAAUGUCAACGAAAAGCAUACUUAACUGUGGCACCUCUUGUAGCGAAACUCAAACGAUUCUACGAGUUUUCCUUGGAACUCGAAAGGAUCGUACCGAAAAUUCUGGGACAAUUAUGCUCGGGAAAUCUUUCACCGACGCAACAUCUGGAGACGCAACAGGCACUAGUGAAGCAAUUGGCGGAGAUAUUGGAAUUUGUACUGAAGUUCGACGAGUAUAAAAUGAAAACGCCGGCGAUUCAGAAUGACUUCAGCUACUAUCGUAGAACAUUGACGAGGGCAUCGCUGACAUGUCAGGACAACGCCGAAAAGGACCUAGUUGUUGGGAAUGAACUCGCUAACCGAAUGUCCUUGUUUUACGCCCACGCGACACCCAUGCUUCGAGUUCUGAGUCACGCAACCAUUACUUUCUUGAUGGACAACGAAGACAUAGCCAGGGAAAACAUUACAGAAACGCUUGGUACAAUGGCAAAAGUAUGUCUUCGAAUGUUGGAAAACCCGAAUUUGUUGGCGCAAUUCCAACGAGAGGAAACUCAGCUCUUCGUCUUGAGGGUUAUGGUAGGUUUGGUGAUUCUCUAUGAUCAUGUACAUCCCCAAGGUGCCUUUGUAAAGGGUUCAAACGUGGAUGUCAAAGGCUGUGUGAAACUAUUAAAGGACCAGCCGCCUUGUAAAAGUGAGGGCCUUCUGAACGCCCUCCGCUAUACCACAAAACACUUGAACGAGGAGAACACGCCGAAGAACAUAAAGAAUUUGCUCGCCGCAUGA